Podarcis raffonei (Aeolian wall lizard) is the source of this 2355-nucleotide messenger RNA. RefSeq names its product zinc finger protein 474 (gene ZNF475). NCBI's taxonomy places the organism in Eukaryota, Metazoa, Chordata, Lepidosauria, Squamata, Lacertidae. Bases 924 to 1904 code for a protein of 326 amino acids. The record is from RefSeq and is a predicted model, not a curated record. The transcript has 6 exons.
GGAGAAAGGGAAUUUUCAUUCAAACCAUCAUGUUUCCCCAUGAUGAACUUUAAGAAAAUUUCUACAUUCACUUCUAAAUAUUGUUCCCGCAUACACCUGUCUCCCACACUUCCCAAACAAUGCAGUUGACCAAUCAGCUUCACAGGAGCACUGUGAAUUCACUUUUGUUGAUAUGUAGCUAGGCAACAGGUCAGUGACAAAAGAGAACUUGCCAUUUCUGUAGCAACGCAAGAUGCUAACGUACUAAUUUCUUAAAUAAGAAAGGAUAUGCUAAGACCUAACGCUUUGUUUCUGCUUAUUCCUCGGUGUGCACAAAGGAAUCAUUAUGUGGGAGUUUAAGUACUGAGAUUUUAAGAGCCUGCAUUACUGCUUGAAAUUAUUGUAAAGGGGAACAGCUUGAUCAUCCAUGAUACACAUCUAUCCAUGGAAAAUGGACUGGUGGAUAAAGCCAUAGCUGGGUGAAACACAGAAUCAACUUAAUGUAACACACGAGGCUGUACAAUGUGGCAACACCAAUAGUUAUUGCUAUGAAUGCAGAAUAAUAAUAAAAAAUGUUUGGAAGAAUGACAGUGAGGUGACCGACAAAAACCACGCAAAAGCACAAACCUAUACAUGCUUACUCAGAAGUAAGCCCCACAGUGGUGAGUGGGGCUUACUCCCAGGAUUUAAAAAAAUAGACACUAAAAAAAUAGUAAAACAGAAAAAACACCACAAAAAGGCAACAUUGCUGGGAGUGUUAGAACAUUGCAAAUGUGCUCAGAUCUAUCACAGCUGCCCUCUGUUUUAGGAUCUUGUACCUCUUUAUCCCAGAGAGCUUCAUUGUUUUUAAAGGAACAACAGGUCAACCAAAAGACAACCACAAAGUCCAAACAAGAAACACUACAUAAAUCCAGACAUCCUGUUAAUGGAACAUUGUUGACUUCAUGGAAACGGCUUUAAUGAAAAAGACUCUGAGCAAACACAAUAAAACACUGCCCAAUGCUGGAAAAGUCCUUGCUAAUAUCUCCACCAGCUCGUCUUUAAGACAGGCUUCAAAAUCCAGUGUUUCAGAUCCUUCCAUGCUCUUGUCAGGAGUGGGUUUAAAUUCUACCCUUAAAACAAGUGCUGGGAAGAAGAGGCCGGGGACUGUGGUGGUAUCAAAACGAUCAAGUACUGGGGGCAUGUCUCAGGAUCAGUGGGAUCGGCCCGUCAUUCCCCCGAGAAGACCUGGCUUCAGGAUCUGCCAUAUCUGUGGCAAAGAGUUUGGGUCACAAUCUCUUCCUAUCCACGAGCCAAAAUGUCUGGAGAAGUGGCAGAUAGAAAACGAUAAGCUGCCCAAACAUCUCAGAAGACCACCGCCUGUUAAACCUCAGGCUCUUCCUGGAGGAUUUCUCGGUACGAUGGCUGAAAACGCAGCAGCUGCUCAAAGUUACAAGCUCCUACCCUGUGAACACUGUGGCCGUACUUUUCUUCCAGAUCGUCUUGCUGUACACCAAAAGAGUUGUAAACCAAAAGCCAGUUCAGGUCCUUCAAGCUACAGCUCCUCUAAAUCACAAAGAUCCACUGGGCCUGCAUCUUCCACCUCAGACAAGCCUGCAUUUAUACGGCGACCCCCAACCGUUAUUUGCUACAUUUGCGGCCGAGAGUAUGGAACUCAAUCCAUAAGCAUCCAUGAACCGCAAUGUCUGAAAAAAUGGCACAUUGAGAAUGAUCAGCUGCCAAAACACUUAAGACGACCCGAACCCAAGAAGCCAGAGGUCGUAUCCAUAGGAGCCAAAGGUUACUAUGAUCUGGAUGCUUUAAACGAGUCUGCCUGGCAAAGUGCCCAGGCCCAGUUAGUUCCAUGCAAUAUUUGUGGUCGUACCUUCCUGCCAGACAGGCUGAUCGUUCACCAGCGCUCAUGUAAGCCGAAGACACCGAAAUAAAAUGUUCCUCCCUUCAAGCCAAAGUUUUUAAAGAACAAGACUCUUUGACCUAGAGGUCAGAGGUCUCAGCAAUGAAGAAACAUAGCACUAUGUCAAAUCAAGUUCCAAAAAUGACCUGUGUACAAUUAACUGAAUAUUGAUUAUGUAGGUGAAAUAUGGACAUGCCAUUUCUAACAGUGUUUUGCAGCAGUGGUAUUGACCACGUGGUCCAUAAGGAUGAUGGGAGUUCAACUUCUUCUGCAUUCUUCAGAGCAGACCGUGGCCUUAAGACUUCACAGUGAAUACCAUUGUUUCUCGGACACACAAUGUUAUGAAGUGGCUAUGCCUUUUCAGACCCAAGAGUUAGUAAAUCAUGUUUAAGAAUACUUCUUUUUACUAAGGAUGUUUCCGUUCAAAGGCCCUAUCUGCAGCAAAAUGAGGAGAAUAAAAGCUUUGGUAGGCUUCUUCAAAA